AUGCCGAAGAUGAGCGUGGGACGAUUCUUGAAGAAUCCUGUGAGCGCGAUUUCAAACGCGUUCGAAUUGAAUGAUCAUAAAGAUAGACUGCGUGCGCUCCAGGAGCAAAGGAAUGCGUUGGAGCGGGACCUUGAAUUCUCGGCGAAUUUAAGAGACGUACAGGAGAGGCUCGACGCCAUGGACGUCGCCGCGAGGGGAUGCUACGAUUUACUGACGACCGUUCUUAGUAAGCUUAAUAAUCUUCCCCGCGACGAUGAAAGUUCUGUGGACAUGCGCGAAGAGGAUGAGAGGUUUUGCGAGCUGCUGAAGGAGGCGUGUGCGACGGUGGACGAAGAUGAGCGUGAAACGGUCGAUGAGGACGAGAGUGAAACGAUCGAUAAAGACGAGCGUGAUUCACGCAUAUGUGCACUUUUGAAGGAUUAUCGUGAUUGCGCCUACCGCAACGCGGAAGCGCACGCGCUUGACGCGUCGUUCCGUCAUCGGUUGUAUCGCGGCGUGGACAGACAACUCUCAGAACUAAAUAAAUUUCGCGACGAACUGAGAAAGCAAACGCAGAUUCAGUCUAUAAACAUGGAAGAGCUCAAAGGAGUCAUCCAGCAGAUCGGGGUCACUGAAGAAAAGUUGAGCGCUGUGAGACAAAAGCAGUUUGGUUGA
This is a messenger RNA of Ostreococcus lucimarinus CCE9901, 654 nucleotides long. RefSeq lists its product with no specific name. Bases 1 to 654 code for a protein of 217 amino acids. Lineage: Eukaryota; Viridiplantae; Chlorophyta; Mamiellophyceae; Mamiellales; Bathycoccaceae. The transcript has a single exon. The record is from RefSeq and is a predicted model, not a curated record.